AUGGCAGAAAGCAACCUCCCAACAACGGGAGAAGAACUGGAGGUGAAAAAUGAGUUUCCAGCUACAGUAAUUUCAGCAACAGAGGAAAGUCAAGUUACGUCAAGUUAUGCUGAACUGGAUGUAUACAAUGACCCUUUAAGAGAAAUAGCGAAAGUAUGUCUGGAGAAAGGUAAUGAAGAGUACAGACAAGGAGAAGCUAAUAACGCGAUAAACUCCUACACGGAAGGACUUCAAGUGAACUGCAAGGAUAAACGACUGAACGCCAAGCUUUACAGUAACAGGGCAACAGCUCAUUUCCGUUUGGCAAACUACGUGGAAUGUCUGGAUGAUGCAACAGUUGCUGUUCAAUUGGAACCCACUUUAAUCAAAGCUAUUAAGAAAGGAGCCAGAGCUUGUGUCGAACUUUGCUGGUAUAAAGAAGCAAGGAGCUGGUUGUAUAUGGGAUUGGCCGUAUCCUUUAACGAAUGUUUCAAACGUGAUACGAGAUGCAAUGCGAACGAGCAUCACCAUGACGACCGAACCUAA
Messenger RNA from Pocillopora verrucosa, 525 nucleotides. The record is from RefSeq and is a predicted model, not a curated record. Lineage: Eukaryota; Metazoa; Cnidaria; Anthozoa; Scleractinia; Pocilloporidae.